This is a messenger RNA of Beta vulgaris subsp. vulgaris (sugar beet), 6910 nucleotides long. RefSeq lists its product as uncharacterized. Bases 94 to 6735 code for a protein of 2213 amino acids. Gene Ontology annotation, biological process: hormone-mediated signaling pathway; protein phosphorylation. NCBI's taxonomy places the organism in Eukaryota, Viridiplantae, Streptophyta, Magnoliopsida, Caryophyllales, Amaranthaceae. The transcript is spliced from 9 exons. The record is from RefSeq and is a predicted model, not a curated record. Gene Ontology annotation, cellular component: plasma membrane. Gene Ontology annotation, molecular function: ATP binding; protein kinase activity; nucleic acid binding.
UUAAUCAAACAAAUAAGCAUGUUAACCUUCAAUUGCUCUUUUUAAUAUAAUUUUUGUUAAGUUCAACUUUCUUUUAUAAACUUGCAUAAUAUCAUGCCAUACUUUUCAUUUUACUUGCUCAUUAGUGCUUCUAUUAUGCUCUUAUACUGUCUUCAAUUCUCUAGUGCUGGGACAAAUGAGACUGAUCGAAUGGCUUUGUUAGAUUUCAAAGCCAAGAUAAGUCAUGAUCCUUUCGAUGUGUUGAGCUCAUGGAAUGACACCCUCCACUUUUGUAAGUGGCAUGGGGUGACCUGUGGGCGUAAACAUCAGAGAGUAACGAUACUUGACCUGGGUUCGUCGAAACUCGUAGGUACCCUCUCUCCUUCUCUUGGAAAUUUAAGUUUUCUCAUGUCGAUGAUCCUUACUAAUAACAGUUUUGGUGGCACAAUUCCACCUGAAAUCGGUCGUUUGCACCGGUUGCGAACUAUUUCUCUCAAAAGUAAUUCCAUCGGAGGGAAAAUUCCAUCAAAUAUAUCAAAUUGUAAUAGCCUUAGUUAUUUAAACUUUUAUUUUAACAUGUUGGUGGGAGAAAUCCCACCUAUGCUUGGUUCCUUGUCAAAUUUGCAAAUUCUGUCUUUAGCAAAAAACAAGUUGACAGGCAAGAUUCCUUCAUCAUUAGGGAACUUAUCUUCCUUGUCUAUGCUCUCUGCAAAUUAUAACUUGGUUGGAAAUAUACCUAAUAGUCUAGGAAAGCUAAAGCAUUUGACCGAUCUAUAUUUUGCCGCCAAUAAUCUUUCUGGAGUAGUCCCACCCUCGAUCUUCAAUCUUUCUUUAUUGACAGAUUUAGAAUUAGGAAUGAAUGAGUUGGUUGGAAAUCUUCCUUCAAAUUUGGGUAAUAUUCUUCCCCAGAUUCAAUGGUUCUCUAUAUUCUCUAAUCGAUUCACCGGAGAAAUUCCAGCUUCAAUAUCCAAUUCCUCUAAUCUAGGAUCUCUACAAAUAAAUGACAACAAUCUUCACGGACAAGUUCCUUCUUUGCACAAGUUAGGGAGGCUUGUUUUUCUUGGACUUGCCCAAAACUCCCUUGGGUAUGGUCAAGUUGGAGAUUUGAAAUUUGUUUCUUCCGUGGCCAAUACCAGCAAUUUAGGAUGGUUAGAGAUAGGUGAAAACAACUUCAAAGGAAACUUUCCAAGAAUCAUCUGCAAUUUCUCUUCGCUUAUUUUGUUGGAAUUAGACUACAACAACAUAGACGGAGAAAUACCAAACUGUAUUGAAAAUCUUGCCAAUUUGCAAACUUUUUACGGACAAGCAAAUGCACUUUCGGGGGUAAUUCCUCAAGGCAUAGGGAAGCUCCAAAAUCUCAUGAUUUUACAUUUAGGAAAUAGCCAAUUAUCAGGGGUCAUUCCAUCCUCAAUUGGAAACUUAACCAUGUUGUCUCGAAUUAUCCUGAAUGAUAAUAGUCUGGAAGGUGAAAUACCACCAACUCUUGGAAAUUGUAAAUCACUAACCCAUAUAUAUCUUGCAAAUAACAAUCUUAGCGGCAGGAUACCCUCACAACUGUUUAAUCUUCGCACAUUGUCUGUCCUACUUGAUCUAUCUGGAAACCAACUCACUGGGAGCCUCCCUGAAGAAGUUGGACAACUCAAAAGUGUGAGCUUCAUUUAUUUAUCAAAUAACAUGCUAUCAGGUCAAUUACCCAAAUCUCUUGCUAGUUGUGUGUCUUUAGUUGAACUAUCUUUGGGGGGAAACUAUUUUCAAGGCUCUAUUCCUGAUACAUUGCAAGAUUUAAAAGGUCUUGCUUUGUUAAAUUUGUCAUACAAUAAUUUUUCUGGUAAAAUCCCAAAUUUUUUGACGAGCCUACAAUUAGAACACCUGGAUCUAUCACAUAAUAAUCUUGAAGGUGAAGUGCCCACAAUUGGAGUCUUUAGCAAUGCCACUGAAGUUUUCAUUACUGGGAACAAAAGGCUUUGUGGAGGCAUACAUGAGUUAAAGUUGCCGCAUUGUAGUUUUAGGCACAACACACAAGAUAAAAGAUUGAAACAUAGGAAGAAAUUGGCAAUUGCGAUUUUUUCUGGGUGUUUAGGAGUUUUUCUUACACUAGGAUUAGUUGUGCUCCUGUAUAUUUUGGCAUCGAAAAAAAAGACAACUGCACUAUCAACUUCUAGUGAUUUAGAAAAUAUUCCAAAUUUGUCUUACCAAACCCUUCUUAAAGCCACAAACGGGUUCUCCCCGGGGAAUUUGAUUGGAAGCGGAACAUUUGGGGCUGUAUACAAGGGAAUCCUUGAUGGUCAGGAUGAAUCACCUGUUGCGAUCAAGAUGUUCAACCUUGAGUAUCGUGGUGCUUCUAAGAGUUUUAUGGCCGAAUGUGGUGUGCUCCGAAGCAUCCGACACCGAAAUCUUCUAAAAGUGAUAACAGCUUGCUCAAGUGUCGACUAUCAAGGCAGAGAUUUCAAGGCUUUGGUUUAUGAGUAUAUGGAAAAUGGUAGUUUGGAAGAUUGGUUGCAUCCACCAGAUCAAAUAACCAAUAUAGAUGAAGCUAUUAAUAAUAGCUCAUCAAGGAAGUUGAAUAUUCGCCAAAGACUUGAUAUUGCAGUUGAUGUUGCAUUUGCCUUGGAUUAUCUUCAUCAUGAUAGCGGUGCCUCCAUAAUUCAUUGUGAUCUCAAGCCAAGCAAUGUUCUUCUUAAUAAUGAUAUGGUUGCACAUGUCGGUGACUUUGGGUUAGCCAAGAUUCUCCUUGAAGGAAUUGACAUCUCUCAUGCAAAUGAGUUCAGCUCUAUUGGAGUUAGAGGAACUAUCGGAUACGCUCCUCCAGAAUAUGGCUUAGGAAAUGAGGUAUCAACUUGCGGAGAUGUUUACAGUUUUGGAAUCCUUCUACUAGAAAUGUUCACAGGAAAGAGGCCUACCAAUGACAUGUUCAAAGAUGGCCAAAGUCUGCAUAGCUUUGUCAAAGAAGCUCUGCCUGCAUAUGUGACCGAGGUUAUAGUCUGGGCACUUAAAGUGUCUCCUUCAGCAAUUUAUAGACUGCUCAAGAAGGGGAAGCUCAGAAGCCAUACAAGUAGUAACCAUCCAAGUUUGACAGAGACUCACAAAUUGGAGAGGAUGAAGUGGAUACAAGGAGAUUUUAUUUAUUGCCAAGAGAAGAUGAUCCAUAUAGAUGUUGCCAAUCAAAGAGAUUCAAAAUUAAAGCAAUGUUUAUGGGAGAGGGUGGCAGCAAAAUACACUACCAAAAACAGAGAUAAGGGCACUAUUGAAACCAAGGCUGUUGAGAGGAUCACUCAGAAGGUCAUCCGAGACAUGAUUAUACAGAAUGUACUGCCAUCUAUAAUGAGUAAAUGGCCUGCUGGUCUGUCCAAGGAUAUAUUCAUCCAACAGGACAAUGCUAGGCCUCACAUACAAGGAAAUGAUGAGGCAUUCAAGGCAGCAGCAACUCAAAAUGGGUUCAACAUCAUGCUCGUUCAACAGUCACCUCAGUCCCCAGAUUUAAAUAUAUUUGAUCCUAGUGUUAUGAAAUACACAUGGUUACAAUUACAGUGGAUUAUGGUUGAGAUUCUACAGGUUAAAAUGAGUUACCAAAUGAAAGUGAAGAACUUGAGUACUUUGACAAUGAGGGGGUUAUUGAUGAAGACUAAAGUGAAUGCACAAUUUUUUUUUAUAAACUUGCAUAAUACCAUGCCAUACUUUUCAUUUAACUUGCUCAUUUGUGCUUCUAUUAUGCUAUUCUACUGUCUUCAAUUCUCUAGUGCUGGGACAAAUGAGACUGAUCGAAUGGCUUUGUUGGAUUUUAAAGCCAAGAUAAGUCAUGAUCCUUUAGAUAUGUUGAGCUCAUGGAAUGACACCCUCCACUUUUGUAAGUGGCAUGGGGUGACCUGUGGGCUUAAACAUCAGAGAGUAACGAGACUUCAUCUGAAUUCGUCGAAACUCGUAGGUACUCUCUCUCCUUCUCUUGGAAAUUUAAGUUUUCUCAUGUCGAUGCUCCUUUAUAAUAACAGCUUUGGUGGCACAAUUCCACCUGAAAUCGGUCGUUUGCACCGGUUGCGAAGUAUUUGGCUCAGUAAUAAUUCCAUCGGAGGGGAAAUUCCAUCAAAUAUAUCAAAUUGUAAUAGCCUUAAUGAUUUAAGACUUUCUGUUAACAUGUUGGUGGGAGAAAUCCCUCUUAUGCUUGGUUCCUUGUUAAAUUUGCAAUUUCUUGUUUUGGAUGAGAACAAGUUGACGGGCAUCACUCCAUCAUCGUUAGGGAACUUAUCUUCCCUCUCUCGCCUCGAUGCAACUUAUAACAACUUGGUUGGAAAUAUACCUAAUAGUCUAGGGAAGCUAAAGCAUUUGACCGGUCUAUAUUUAGGCGGCAAUAAACUUUAUGGAGUAGUCCCACCCUCGAUCUUUAACCUUUCUUUAUUGACAAAUUUAGAAUUAGGCAUGAAUGAGUUGGUUGGAAAUCUUCCUUCAAAUUUGGGUAAUACUCUUCCACAUAUUCAAUGGUUCUCUAUAUUCUCUAAUCGAUUCACCGGACAAAUUCCAGCUUCAAUAUCCAAUUCCUCUAAUCUAGAAAUUCUACAACUAGAUGAUAACAAUCUUCACGGACAAGUUCCUUCUUUGCACAAGUUAGGGAGGCUUGUUCAUCUUCUACUUCACAUAAAUUCCCUUGGGUAUGGUCAAGUUGGAGAUUUGAAAUUUGUUUCUUCCAUGGCCAAUACCAGCAAUUUACAAUGGUUAGAGAUAGGUGAAAAUAACUUCAAAGGAAUUUUUCCAAGAACCAUCUGUAAUUUCUCAUCGCUUACGUUGUUGUACUUUAGCAAAAUCAACGUAAGUGGAGAAAUACCAAACUGCAUUGAAAAUCUUGCCAAAUUGCAAGUUUUUCACGGAGGUGACAAUGCACUUUCAGGGUUCAUUCCUCAAGGCAUAGGAAAGCUCCAAAAUCUCAUGAUUUUAGAUUUAGGAAGAAACCAAUUAUCAGGGGUCAUUCCAUCCUCAAUUGGAAACUUAACCAUGUUGUCUCGAAUUUACCUGAAUGAUAAUAGUCUGGAAGGUGAAAUACCACCAACUCUUGAAAAUUGUAAAUCACUAACCCAUAUAUAUCUAGCAAAUAACAAUCUUAGCGGCAGGAUACCCUCACAACUGUUUAAUCUUCGCACAUUGUCUGUCCUACUUGAUCUAUCUGGAAACCAACUCACUGGGAGCCUCCCUGAAGAAGUUGGACAACUCAAAAGUGUGAGCUCCAUUUAUUUAUCAAAUAACAUGCUAUCAGGUCAAUUACCCAAAUCUCUUGCUAGUUGUGUGUCCUUAGUUGAACUAUCUUUGGGGGGAAACUAUUUUCAAGGCUCUAUUCCUGAUACAUUGCAAAAUUUAAAAGGUCUUGCUUUGUUAAAUUUGUCAUACAAUAAUUUUUCUGGUAAAAUUCCAAAUUUUUUGACGAGCCUACAGUUGGAAAGUCUAGAUCUAUCACAUAAUAAUCUUGAAGGUGAAGUGCCCACAAUUGGAGUCUUUAGCAAUGCCACUGAAGUUUUCAUUACGGGGAACAAAAGGCUUUGCGGAGGCAUACCCGAGUUAAAGUUGCCGCAUUGCAGUUUUAGGCACAACACACAAGAUAAAAGAUUGAAGCAUAGGAAGAAAUUGGCAAUUGCGAUUUUUUCUGGGUGUUUAGGAGUUUUUCUUACACUAGGAUUAGUUGUGCUCCUGUAUAUUUUGGCAUCAAAAAAAAAGACAACUGCACUAUCAACUUCUAGUGAUUUAGAAAAUAUUCCAAAUUUGUCUUACCAGACCCUUCUUAAAGCCACAAACGGGUUCUCUCCGGAAAAUCUGAUUGGUAGUGGGACAUUUGGGUCUGUAUACAAGGGAAUCCUUGAUGGUCAGGAUGAAUCACCUGUUGCGAUCAAGAUGUUCAACCUUGAGUAUCGUGGUGCUUCUAAGAGUUUUAUGGCCGAAUGUGGUGUGCUCCGAAGCAUCCGACACCGAAAUCUUCUAAAAGUGAUAACAGCUUGCUCAAGUGUUGACUAUCAAGGCAGAGAUUUCAAGGCUUUGGUUUAUGAGUAUAUGGAAAAUGGUAGUUUGGAAGAUUGGUUGCAUCCACCAGAGAUAACCGACAGGGAUGAAGCUAAUAAUAAUAGUUCAUCAAGGAACUUGAAUAUUCGCCAAAGACUUGAUAUUGCAGUUGAUGUUGCAUUUGCCUUGGAUUAUCUUCACCAUGAUAGUGGUGCCUCCAUAAUUCAUUGCGAUCUUAAGCCAAGCAAUGUUCUACUUGAUAAUGAAAUGGUUGCACAUGUCGGCGACUUUGGAUUAGCCAAGUUCCUCCCAAAAGAAAUGAGCAUACUUCAUGCAGAUAACUCUAGCUCUAUUGGAGUUAGAGGAACUAUAGGUUACGCUCCACCAGAAUAUGGUUUGGGAAAUGAGGUAUCAACUUGCGGCGAUGUCUACAGUUUUGGAAUCCUUUUACUAGAAAUGUUUACAGGAAAGAGACCUACCAAUAACAUGUUCAAACAGGGACAAAGCCUUCAUAGCUUUGUGAAAGAAGCUCUACCUGAAUAUGUUACCGAGGUUCUAGAUAAAGCCCUUCUUGAAGACAUGGACCAAGAGGAGACAGAUAGCAGUGCAAUGUCGGAGGCCUUGACUUCUGUACUUCGAAUAGCACUUUCAUGCUCAGUCGAGUUCCCGCGAGAAAGGUUGGACAUGAGUGAUGUGGUUACAAAGCUAUCAUCCAUUAAAAACCAGCUCCUCGGGACUCGACUGCAACAAAAGAGGAGAAUUCAAGGAGGGGUGCAAGUUUGAUUAUUGAUGUUGAUCUCCUAUAUGCGUUGCUUAAGUGAUCUUUUACUCUUCUUUCUCAAGCCUCGAAGUAUUCGAGAUUGAAACAUUACAGUUUGGGCAUAAACUAUAUAGAUUGUCAAGCUUUUUUCUGCAUGUUCUCAAACUGAAUGUAAUCGACUAAUUGUGUUGUCUUGCA